Messenger RNA from Pongo pygmaeus (Bornean orangutan), 8249 nucleotides. RefSeq names its product signal induced proliferation associated 1 like 1 (gene SIPA1L1). Gene Ontology annotation, biological process: regulation of small GTPase mediated signal transduction. Lineage: Eukaryota; Metazoa; Chordata; Mammalia; Primates; Hominidae. Gene Ontology annotation, molecular function: protein binding; GTPase activator activity. Gene Ontology annotation, cellular component: cytoplasm. The coding region runs from base 934 to 6366 and encodes 1810 amino acids. The record is from RefSeq and is a predicted model, not a curated record. The transcript has 22 exons.
GCUGUGUGCUGCAAGAGAAAUGAAAGCGCCUGCCUUGGAGGCAGGAAGCCGACUAGGGAGAUGCUUAAUUAUCGUGGAAGUAAGUGCUUGUUACCAUUGAGUGGAAAGUGCAGCAAGUGCGGGUCGUCCUCGGGUGUCAGAGCCGUGAUUUGUAGACAAUGCCGCCCUGUCAGCUCAGUGCUGGUUCAGCAGCAUCUUUCCAAACAUGUAUUUGGCAAGAAUUUAAAGGCCACCUCUUGUGUAAUUUGUGGAGUCUUGGAAAAGGAGCCUCUGCCUUUCUUUUCAGAAUGUACGCAACCAUGCAGAAUUUUGUACUCAGAAUCUGUGUCUCCUGCCUCCUGCCUGACGUGCUCAUGAGGAAGUUCGUUUCCAUGCCCGUCACCUGGAAGGAUGCUAACAGUUCUCUGUAAUCUGUUGGGGAUAUGGAGAGGGCCACCCAGAGCUGUGUUUUGUUUCUGCCGUCUUCAUAAAUUAGCACUGAUGGGGUGGAGUAGGUUGUACUGCAUAAGGAAAUGCAGGCAUUUUGUUCAUUAGUGAGAUACUUCUAGCUUUUAAGAGUACAAGAAACUAAGGAGAGCUUGGGAAGAGGUGGUGGUGAAUGCUGGAUUCAUUCUGCAAUAUCCUCGUCUCGAGAAAGCAUGGGAUUAUGGCAGCCACAGAAUCUCAGUAAUACAAGUUCCAUUCAGUUUUUUCUGAAAGAAAAUCCUCUGUUAAAGUGAAGCAAAGAAACUGUUGUGGAUUAUAACGUUUAGAAGUUCCAAAUUUUCAGUGCUUUACAAAUAAAGCAUCAUUUAACCUUUUAAAUGAAAAAGAUUAAGAUCUCAUGCAACUGUUGUAUUUUCUGGAAGCCAUUCUCCAAAAGGGAAGUGCACAUUUAAAACACAGAUAUGAUGGUCCUUGCUGCAGGGAUUUAAGUCUACUUGCUUUUACAUCAUGACCAGCUUGAAACGGUCACAGACAGAAAGGCCUCUUGCCACUGACAGGGCCUCUGUUGUUGGCACAGACGGCACCCCCAAAGUCCACACUGAUGAUUUCUACAUGCGGCGCUUCCGGUCCCAAAAUGGCAGCUUGGGAUCAUCAGUUUUGGCUCCUGUAGGACCCUCCCGAAGUGAAGGUUCUCACCAUAUAACCUCAACCCCCGGAGUCCCAAAGAUGGGGGUAAGGGCAAGGAUUGCAGAUUGGCCCCCAAGAAAGGAAAACAUAAAAGAAUCUAGCCGUUCAAGCCAGGAAAUAGAAACCUCAAGUUGCCUUGAUAGCCUGUCCUCCAAAAGCAGUCCUGUGAGUCAGGGAAGUUCUGUUAGCCUCAAUUCCAAUGACUCAGCCAUGCUGAAAAGCAUACAGAACACACUGAAAAACAAGACAAGACCGUCGGAGAACAUGGACUCCAGAUUUCUCAUGCCUGAAGCCUACCCCAGCUCCCCCAGAAAAGCUCUUCGCAGAAUACGCCAGCGAAGCAACAGUGAUAUCACCAUAAGUGAACUUGAUGUGGAUAGCUUUGAUGAAUGUAUCUCACCUACAUACAAGACUGGACCAUCACUGCACAGGGAAUAUGGUAGCACAUCUUCAAUUGAUAAACAGGGAACAUCCGGAGAAAGCUUUUUUGAUUUGUUAAAGGGCUACAAAGAUGACAAAUCUGAUCGAGGUCCAACUCCAACCAAGCUCAGUGACUUUCUCAUUACUGGUGGUGGCAAGGGUUCUGGUUUCUCUUUGGAUGUUAUAGACGGGCCUAUCUCACAGAGAGAGAACCUCAGGCUUUUUAAGGAAAGGGAAAAACCACUCAAGCGACGUUCAAAAUCUGAAACUGGAGACUCAUCUAUUUUUCGUAAAUUGCGCAAUGCCAAAGGUGAAGAACUUGGGAAGUCAUCAGAUCUUGAAGAUAACCGAUCAGAAGAUUCUGUCAGGCCCUGGGCAUGUCCAAAGUGCUUUGCCCACUAUGAUGUCCAGAGUAUAUUAUUUGAUUUGAAUGAGGCAAUUAUGAACAGGCACAAUGUUAUUAAGAGGAGAAACACCACCACUGGAGCUUCCGCAGCUGCCGUGGCAUCCUUGGUCUCUGGACCUCUGUCUCAUUCAGCCAGUUUUAGCUCCCCAAUGGGCAGCACAGAGGACCUGAAUUCCAAAGGAAGCCUCAGCAUGGACCAGGGAGAUGAUAAAAGCAAUGAGCUUGUAAUGAGCUGUCCGUAUUUUCGGAAUGAGAUAGGUGGAGAAGGGGAGAGGAAAAUCAGCCUUUCAAAAUCAAAUUCUGGCUCCUUUAGUGGAUGUGAAAGUGCCUCCUUUGAGUCUACCCUUAGUUCCCAUUGCACAAAUGCAGGAGUGGCAGUACUUGAAGUGCCCAAGGAGAACUUGGUGUUGCACCUAGAUAGAGUGAAAAGAUACAUCGUGGAACACGUAGAUCUGGGUGCAUACUAUUAUAGAAAAUUUUUUUACCAGAAGGAACACUGGAACUAUUUUGGGGCUGAUGAGAAUCUUGGUCCAGUGGCUGUGAGCAUUCGAAGGGAAAAACCAGAUGAAAUGAAAGAAAAUGGAUCUCCGUACAACUACCGAAUAAUUUUUAGAACUAGUGAGCUCAUGACACUGAGAGGUUCGGUCCUGGAGGACGCCAUUCCGUCGACAGCCAAGCACUCGACGGCCAGAGGCCUGCCUCUCAAAGAAGUGCUGGAGCAUGUGGUUCCCGAGCUCAAUGUCCAGUGCCUGCGGUUGGCCUUCAACACGCCCAAGGUCACAGAGCAGCUCAUGAAACUGGAUGAACAAGGGCUGAACUACCAGCAGAAAGUAGGCAUCAUGUACUGCAAAGCUGGACAGAGCACUGAAGAAGAGAUGUACAACAAUGAGUCAGCUGGCCCAGCCUUUGAAGAAUUCCUUCAACUAUUGGGAGAGCGAGUUCGGCUCAAAGGAUUUGAGAAGUAUCGAGCACAGCUUGAUACCAAAACUGACUCCACUGGAACCCAUUCUCUGUACACAACAUACAAAGAUUAUGAAAUUAUGUUCCAUGUUUCUACCAUGCUGCCAUACACACCCAACAACAAGCAACAGCUCCUGAGGAAGCGGCACAUUGGAAAUGAUAUUGUAACAAUUGUUUUCCAAGAGCCUGGAGCGCAGCCGUUCAGCCCAAAAAACAUCCGAUCCCACUUUCAGCACGUUUUCGUCAUCGUCAGGGUGCACAAUCCAUGCUCUGACAGUGUCUGUUAUAGUGUGGCUGUUACCAGGUCCAGAGAUGUGCCUUCCUUUGGGCCUCCAAUUCCUAAAGGGGUCACUUUCCCUAAGUCAAAUGUGUUCAGGGACUUCCUUUUGGCGAAAGUGAUUAAUGCAGAAAAUGCUGCUCAUAAAUCGGAGAAGUUCCGGGCCAUGGCAACUCGGACCCGCCAGGAAUACCUGAAAGAUCUGGCAGAAAAGAAUGUCACCAACACCCCUAUCGACCCUUCUGGCAAGUUCCCAUUCAUCUCUCUGGCUUCCAAGAAGAAGGAAAAGUCUAAGCCAUAUCCAGGAGCCGAGCUCAGCAGCAUGGGGGCCAUUGUAUGGGCAGUCCGAGCUGAAGACUACAACAAGGCCAUGGAACUAGACUGCCUUUUAGGGAUCUCCAAUGAGUUCAUUGUGCUCAUUGAACAGGAAACAAAGAGCGUGGUCUUCAAUUGUUCCUGUAGAGAUGUGAUAGGGUGGACUUCAACUGACACCAGCCUCAAAAUCUUCUAUGAACGAGGAGAAUGUGUUUCAGUGGGGAGUUUUAUUAACAAUGAGGAGAUCAAAGAGAUUGUCAAAAGGUUGCAGUUUGUUUCAAAAGGCUGUGAAUCGGUGGAGAUGACUCUGCGAAGAAAUGGGCUAGGACAGCUUGGCUUCCAUGUCAACUAUGAGGGCAUCGUGGCAGAUGUGGAGCCCUACGGUUAUGCCUGGCAGGCAGGGCUGAGGCAGGGCAGUCGCCUGGUGGAGAUCUGCAAGGUGGCAGUAGCCACUCUGAGCCAUGAGCAGAUGAUCGACCUCCUGAGAACGUCUGUCACGGUGAAGGUUGUCAUCAUUCCCCCCCAUGAUGACUGCACCCCGCGGAGGAGUUGCUCUGAAACCUACCGCAUGCCAGUGAUGGAGUACAAAAUGAAUGAAGGUGUUUCAUACGAAUUCAAGUUUCCCUUCCGAAAUAAUAACAAAUGGCAGAGGAACGCCAGCAAGGGGCCUCAUUCACCUCAAGUCCCGUCCCAGGUGCAGAGUCCCAUGACCUCGCGGCUGAAUGCUGGAAAAGGAGAUGGGAAGAUGCCUCCUCCAGAAAGAGCUGCCAACAUCCCUCGAAGCAUCUCCAGUGACGGGCGCCCACUAGAGAGGCGGCUGUCUCCUGGUUCGGACAUCUAUGUGACGGUCUCAUCCAUGGCUUUAGCAAGAUCCCAGUGUCGGAACUCUCCUAGCAACUUGUCUUCAUCCAGUGAUACUGGUUCUGUGGGGGGCACUUACAGGCAGAAGUCCAUGCCCGAAGGGUUUGGAGUGAGUCGUAGAUCCCCAGCCUCCAUUGACAGGCAGAACACCCAGUCAGAUAUUGGUGGCAGCGGAAAAUCCACGCCUAGUUGGCAAAGAAGUGAGGAUAGCAUUGCUGACCAGAUGGCUUACAGUUAUAGAGGACCUCAGGAUUUCAAUUCUUUUGUCCUCGAGCAGCAUGAAUAUACAGAGCCAACAUGCCAUCUCCCAGCAGUAUCAAAGGUACUGCCAGCUUUCCGAGAGAGCCCCAGUGGGAGAUUAAUGCGGCAGGAUCCAGUGGUUCAUUUGUCUCCAAACAAACAAGGGCAUUCUGAUAGCCACUACUCGAGCCACUCCAGUAGCAAUACUCUCUCCAGCAAUGCGUCGAGUGCCCAUAGUGAUGAGAAGUGGUACGAUGGGGACCGCACAGAAUCCGAACUCAACAGCUAUAACUAUCUGCAAGGCACCUCUGCUGACAGUGGCAUUGACACCACCUCUUAUGGCCCCAGCCACGGCAGCACAGCCUCGCUGGGGGCUGCCACAUCGUCACCUCGCUCAGGGCCAGGCAAGGAGAAAGUGGCACCCCUAUGGCAUAGCUCCAGUGAAGUCAUCUCCAUGGCAGAUCGGACUUUGGAGACAGAGAGCCACGGCCUGGACCGGAAAACAGAGUCUUCCCUGAGCUUAGACAUACACAGCAAGAGCCAAGCCGGCUCGAGCCCUCUGACAAGGGAGAACAGCACCUUCAGUAUAAACGAUGCUGCUUCCCACACAAGUACCAUGAGCUCCCGACACUCUGCCAGCCCAGUGGUUUUCACCAGUGCCCGAAGUUCACCUAAAGAAGAGCUUCAUCCGGCUGCCCCCUCACAGCUCGCACCAUCCUUCUCCUCCUCUUCCUCCUCCUCCUCUGGUCCUAGGAGUUUUUACCCUCGCCAGGGUGCUACUAGCAAGUACCUGAUUGGAUGGAAAAAACCCGAAGGAACCAUAAACUCCGUGGGAUUUAUGGACACGAGAAAGCGUCAUCAGAGCGAUGGCAAUGAAAUAGCCCACACCAGGCUGCGUGCCUCAACCAGAGACCUCCGGGCAUCUCCUAAGCCAACCUCCAAGUCCACCAUUGAAGAAGAUCUAAAGAAACUAAUUGAUCUUGAAAGCCCAACUCCUGAAUCACAGAAGAGUUUUAAGGUACAAGACAGAGCUCAGUUCCACGCACUCUCCUCUCCUCAGUCUCCUUUCCCCAGCACCCCCACCUCACGGCGGGCCUUGCACAGAACACUGUCGGACGAGAGCAUUUACAGUAGCCAGAGGGAGCACUUUUUCACCUCCAGGGCGUCACUUCUGGACCAAGCCCUGCCCAACGACGUCCUCUUCAGUAGCACGUACCCUUCUCUCCCCAAGUCGCUCCCGUUGAGGAGGCCUUCUUACACCUUAGGAAUGAAAUCGCUGCAUGGAGAGUUCUCGGCCUCGGACAGCUCCCUCACUGACAUCCAGGAGACCCGCAGGCAGCCUAUGCCUGACCCUGGCCUGAUGCCCCUGCCUGACACUGCUGCAGACUUGGAUUGGUCCAACCUGGUAGAUGCUGCCAAAGCCUACGAGGUCCAGAGAGCCUCGUUUUUUGCUGCUAGUGAUGAAAACCAUCGCCCCUUGAGUGCUGCAUCCAACAGUGAUCAGCUAGAGGACCAGGCUCUGGCCCAGAUGAAGCCUUACAGCAGCAGUAAAGACUCCUCUCCCACUCUGGCUUCUAAAGUGGACCAGCUGGAAGGUAUGCUGAAGAUGCUUCGGGAAGAUUUGAAGAAGGAAAAAGAAGACAAAGCCCACCUUCAGGCAGAGGUACAGCACCUGCGAGAGGACAACCUGAGGCUACAGGAGGAGUCCCAGAACGCUUCGGACAAGCUGAAGAAGUUCACGGAAUGGGUCUUCAACACCAUAGACAUGAGCUAGGGAAGGCUGAGGAGGACAGGAGAAGGGCCCGGACACUCCCUCCAGCGAGUGUCCUGCACCCCUUAUUUCCUCCGUAGAAAGCAUCCUCAGAGCACCUUCCCCGGCUUCCUACUCUGCCCCCUUUUGGGGAGUGCACAACACAAUAGUUGCAGAUCAACAAUCAUCACCUGCCUUUUGUAGAAAAGAAAAACAAAAAAAGUAAAUAAAAAUUUUAAACAGUGAAAUAAAAGUUUAACUGCUAAAAUGUGAAUGUCUUUAUUUUUUUGCACAAUAUCUUUAUCUGUUAUGUAUUUAAGAAGAAACUGGGCCUUGGACCAGGGCGCCCCCUGGCCCAUCCGCCUCUAUUCCCGUCAGCUUUCUUAUCAACUUCAGGUAACCCAAGCUUUCCCUUGUUAUUCUAACAAAUGUCAUUAUUCCUAGAAAAAGAAUGUUUUUAUAACUUGUUUGGGGAGUAGAGAGGGAUAUUUCCUUACCUUCUUCCCUAAAAUGCCUGGAGAGGGAGUUGCUUUGAGAAAAUGCCUACCUCCCUUGAAUGACUCGUGCAUGAGCUAGUGCUGUUUGUACCUGUCCUCCAGAGAUCAGCAGGACCGGAGUUAAAUAUUUAACAGCAAGUCUGUAAACCAGAGCAGCUCUGACAGUGCCUGCAGGCCAUACCCCUUCUCAGUCCUGCAUUGUGAGGUCAUUUCCUGCUUCUCCCUUUCCCCAGGAAGAUGGUCCCACUUGUGCUGCAGGACUCUUUUUUGUUUGGCUUAAUUGAGCCCCACUAAAUUGGAAUCAAUCUCUCUUACAGCUUCCUGGCUCCAAACAAUUGAUUUCAGAAUUCCCCCAAACUAAAACCUUAUCUGUCUGCAUUUUGAAUGCAUUUUGGUCAAAAGUGUACGUCAUUUUUAAAGAUUUUUAAAGAUAAAAAUGUGGCACAAUUGGUUUUUUUAGCUUGCUCAAAAUGACCAUAUCUCUAAAUUAAUCUUUCUCUCCAGAGCAAGACUUCACCAGUAUUUGUAACUAGGAGAAGCUAACAGUGAAUGUUUAAUUGUGAAUUUUAAUCCUUGCUUGUUAGGAACAAUGACUGUGAUAGUAGAAUGGGCUUUUGAAAUCUGCAUGUCCCAGUGUGAAAUUUCAGCACGGCAUUUUCUGCAUCCUUUCAUGGCCAUCCAAAGGAUUCCGCUGCAGAAAUUAUUGAUGUGCUAUUUUUCCUGUCUUGUGAUGCAGGCUGCUUCGGGCCCUUGGGUCACUCUUCCAAGGCUGCUGUAGAGCACAGAGACGGGGCUGGCCAGUGUUGACUGACCUGAGGAGACCCCUUUGUUUGUUGCCUUCAUAACUGUCACUAAACCGACCCCUCUGCCCUUUCAGUGGCAACUCUGGUCUAAGGGAACAUUCAGCACUCUAGCGGCAUCUGAUUGGAAGUUCCCUCCCCCAAGUAAUCUCAAUUCCUUCCUCUCUCCAUCCCUGAAAGAAUCAGGAUGGAUUUUCCUCUCUUCUCCCCGCUACAUUCACUACCAGAUUUUUAUGCUACAGUUUCAUUCUUGAUUGUGAUUUCUCCAUGGGAUUUUUUUUUUUCUGGUGACAUUUCUAUCAUGGAAAUAGGAAGAUUUCGGAGUGCUUUGUAAAGAUUUCAAUUCUCUGUCUCUUUCUCUCUUUGACUUGUAUGAAGGAGAUUGUACAUUGCCUGAUAUCUCUUUGUAAAUGAGAAAUAUUGCUAACAUCCAAGCAUUCUGAAGUCUUGCUUAUCCUUCUGAGUUUAGUUCUCAUUUUGUUUUACAUUUUGUUUGGGGACUUGGGGCAAGCUAUUUAUUAGAGUUUUGCAACAGAGUUCUUGUUUGAAGCCUCUAAAGACUACUUGUAAAAUUCAAAGAAUAAAAUUCAUUUUAAACGCUCUUUUAAAA